GAACGUGAAUAUCGUGCUUAGAAUCGGACGUUAUUGAAGGAUUGUCGUGAACGUGGAUCACUUUCAUUUAUAAACUGAAACACUUCCAAAUUUCAGGUUUCAUUUGGGCGUCUUCUCCCGCAUUAUUCUCUUUUCACUUGCUGUUGAGAUCGGAGAAUCAUUCUUCUCUUUUGACGCGCCAUUUCAGCUUUUGAAAUACAAUGGCAGACUCUGAGGAUAUUCAGCCACUUGUCUGUGAUAAUGGGACAGGAAUGGUUAAGGCGGGAUUUGCUGGAGAUGAUGCUCCAAGGGCUGUGUUUCCUAGCAUUGUUGGUCGUCCACGCCACACCGGUGUGAUGGUUGGGAUGGGACAAAAAGAUGCAUAUGUUGGGGAUGAAGCUCAGUCCAAGCGUGGUAUAUUGACUCUAAAAUAUCCCAUUGAGCAUGGUAUCGUGAGUAACUGGGAUGACAUGGAGAAAAUCUGGCAUCAUACCUUCUACAAUGAACUCCGUGUGGCCCCGGAGGAGCACCCUGUUUUGCUCACUGAAGCACCUCUUAAUCCAAAGGCUAAUCGUGAGAAAAUGACCCAAAUUAUGUUUGAGACAUUCAACACACCUGCUAUGUAUGUUGCCAUCCAGGCCGUUCUAUCGCUAUAUGCCAGUGGCCGUACAACUGGUAUUGUUUUGGACUCUGGUGAUGGUGUCAGCCACACUGUGCCUAUUUAUGAAGGGUAUGCCCUCCCACAUGCUAUUCUUCGUCUCGAUUUAGCUGGACGUGACCUCACUGAUGCAUUGAUGAAAAUCCUUACCGAGCGUGGUUAUUCCUUUACUACCACAGCCGAGCGUGAAAUUGUAAGGGAUGUGAAGGAAAAGUUAGCUUACAUUGCUCUUGAUUAUGAGCAAGAGCUUGAAACUUCAAAAACAAGCUCUGCUGUUGAGAAGACCUAUGAGUUGCCUGAUGGACAGGUCAUCACCAUUGGUGCUGAGCGUUUCCGUUGUCCCGAGGUUCUUUUCCAGCCAUCCAUGAUCGGAAUGGAAGCUGUUGGUAUUCACGAGACCACAUACAACUCAAUCAUGAAGUGUGAUGUUGAUAUCAGAAAGGACUUGUAUGGAAACAUAGUCCUCAGUGGUGGUUCUACCAUGUUCCCUGGUAUUGCCGACAGAAUGAGCAAGGAAAUCACCGCAUUGGCCCCAAGCAGCAUGAAGAUCAAGGUGGUUGCUCCACCCGAGAGAAAAUACAGUGUCUGGAUUGGUGGCUCUAUCUUAGCUUCUCUGAGCACUUUCCAACAGAUGUGGAUUGCAAAGGCAGAGUACGACGAGUCUGGUCCUUCGAUUGUACACAGGAAAUGCUUUUAAAAUGCUGCAGAAUAUGGCUUUGGUGUAGGUACGGUGUUCUUGUUUGGCAAUGCAUUAGCACCUUGAAAGGAUUGAUGAUUUUUUCUUAAAAAAAGUAUCUAUGUAAUGUUAGAAGAGGGAAGUUGGUGAAGGUGGAGUUUCAUGACAGUUAAUUCUUUCAUUUGUUUUGUUUUACCAUUUGGUAAUUGUUGAACAGUUUAUUUUUAUCUUUCAACGAUAAAUCAAAGACAUUUCAAUUUAUUUUUACUUC
Messenger RNA from Cicer arietinum (chickpea), 1584 nucleotides. RefSeq names its product actin-like. NCBI's taxonomy places the organism in Eukaryota, Viridiplantae, Streptophyta, Magnoliopsida, Fabales, Fabaceae. The record is from RefSeq and is a predicted model, not a curated record.